AAUUUCACGCUAUAAUUCACGGGCGAGGUUUGCUCGACUUUCAAGAGCGGCUGCCCCGAUCGUUAUGCAUCCUAGAUAUAACGCAAUUUAUGCAAGAUGUGCAAGAUCUCGCAAGCCACGCCCUAAUCCCAGGAGACUGCAAACCAUGCAAUCAUCUGGAGCAUCCAGCGAAGCACCACCUCUGCCACCUCGACAAGCAUCAAUGGGCUCCACUAGCCCUUCUUUCCCUCCACGCAGCGUCUCUCUGCCUCCUGACCAAUCACGUCUGUUAGGCAUUGCCGAAGCGGUUGCUGAGGAUACGCUUGUCAAAGUGGCAGAGGCUAUCCGCAACGACGUUACUGCCGCAGGAGACGAUUUGACCGUUCUCCAGUCGAUGACUGCUCUGGCACGCGACCGUUACGCAGAGUAUAACGCAACAGCACAAGAGCUUAUAGCUGGCAUGGGCAAAGUUCAACACACUUACGCGGAAAUGGAAACAUACAUAGAUCAAAUAUUUGAUGUGGAGCGUCAGGUUGCAAGCAUUGAACAAGUUGUUUCGGAACUCGAUGAUUACACGAAACGCCUCGAAGAAAGCUUGAAGCGACGAAAAUAGAAUGGCGGCUUGUUGAAACGAGCCGAUGCGAGUCGCUGUGUUUCACUGCGAUGCCCGAGAUCUGCAUAUCCCAGUGCUAAUUACUUUGCUUUCAUCGGAUUGUCUCAAGUUGCGCUUAUCCCCGGACGUGCUUGGAGGCCUUCUGCCUAAAGGCCAGUGAUACCUACGGAUAACAUUUGGGGGACCUCCACAAAAGCCAAGAACAUACUGGUAAAAUGGUGGUCGUUUCUAGGACAGUAGAGGAGCGACUUCGGGUGAGGAUCCAUUCGUGUGAGGGAGCGGCAACAUGGGAAACCCCCAGCAGAUGGAUAUCCCAACCUCCGGGGCAAUAUAUUCAAAGCUUCUUUGACAAACGGAAGGGUUUUUGUCGAUAUCAUGAGGAUGUGGCCAUUGGUGCCACAGGCAUGAGUGCACACUCGCUGGUUUCUUGUUUAACACAGAGGCCGCUGAAGAGAAGAGAGAGGAGUGGGAAGGAAGUAUAGACUCAAGUUGUUUGGCCACUGUAAAAGAAACACAAAAUAACAGUAGAAUAUUACAAAUGCA
Spizellomyces punctatus DAOM BR117 is the source of this 1135-nucleotide messenger RNA. RefSeq lists its product as uncharacterized. Gene Ontology annotation, cellular component: BORC complex; gamma-tubulin complex; BLOC-1 complex. The coding region runs from base 65 to 592 and encodes 175 amino acids. Lineage: Eukaryota; Fungi; Chytridiomycota; Chytridiomycetes; Spizellomycetales; Spizellomycetaceae. Gene Ontology annotation, molecular function: gamma-tubulin binding. The transcript has 5 exons. The record is from RefSeq and is a predicted model, not a curated record. Gene Ontology annotation, biological process: endosomal transport; lysosome localization.